Messenger RNA from Ixodes scapularis (black-legged tick), 10245 nucleotides. RefSeq names its product golgin subfamily B member 1. Lineage: Eukaryota; Metazoa; Arthropoda; Arachnida; Ixodida; Ixodidae. The transcript has 18 exons. Bases 102 to 9509 code for a protein of 3135 amino acids. The record is from RefSeq and is a predicted model, not a curated record.
UGGGGGCUCUCCGGCGGCCACGUAGGAAUGAAUCUCAACUUCCUUGGAAUGACGAGGUGUUGAUAAAAAAAAAGUCUAGCUACAGGCACAUCCAACGCACCAUGGAGGAGCUAGAGCAAAAGGAUCUGAUGAUCCAGCAGCUCAAGGACAUCGUCAGAGCCAACGAGCAGAUUCUGCAGCAGAAAGAGAAGGAGCUCCAGGAGACAACUGCCAAGUUCCAGAAGCUGAAGCUCCAAUCCAAGGCCAAGAUAACGCAGCUCACCCAUCAAGUGAAAGCACACGAGUCUUCUCCAGGAACGGAUGCAGGCGGCGAAGCCGGUUCCGGGCCAUCGUCUCCCGCGCAGUCCGAGGCCGCAGACAGGGGCCGGCUGCGGAUGCUCAAACAUCAGCUGGACGAGGCCAAACAGCGUCUCGAGAAGAGCGAGCGAGAUGCCCAGGCCAGACACAGGGCCCUUGAGGCAACGGUGGAGCAGCUCCAGGCACAGCUGCUGCAGAGGGACCAGGCGCUUGCCGAAGCGCGGCCUGCGACUUCCCAGGCAGAAUUGCCCCACCAGGAGGACAGGGAGAAGCUGUACGCCCAGAUGGUGUACAAGGACUCCCGGAUCCUGGAGCUGAGCAGGGAGGCAGAAGCCCUCGAGGCACGGAUCUUGGAUCUCCAGGAGAGCCUCCGGGAAAAGGACCAGGUGCUGCAGGCACGCACCAGGGCAGUGCAGCUGGUGACGGAGGAUCUGAGCCUGCGCAGCAAGACGGCCGUGGACGACCUGGACGACACGCGCGCCGAGAUGCAGCGCCUGCAGCGGGACUUCCUCGAGAGGGAGGUGGCCUGGAGGGAGCGGGAGGCCUCUUUGGCGGCGGACCUCGCGGCCGGACAGGCCAGGGUAAAGGAGUGCGAGGAGGCCGUACGGAGGGUCGAGUCCACGCGCUUCGAGCUGGCCGCCCGCAACGCAGAGCUGCAGGAGCGCCUGGUCGGGGUGCAGGAGGCUGCCGCCAGGGGUAGGGCGGAGCACGACAGGGUGGUGCAAGAGAAGCUCGACUCCCUGAACAAGGAGCUGGAAGCUAAGAGCGCGGCCCUGGAAGAGGCGCAGGGAACCCUUCGGGAGACGGAUGCGAGGAUCCUCAAGGCCAGAGCGCUGGAGCGGCGCCGAGCCAAGGUUCUCGAACGAGAACUCGCAGAACUCAAAAAGGACCUACCUGAUGGGGAGGCAAUGACCGUUCUGCAGCAGCGCAUUGCGGAGUUGGAGGAGGAGAAGGGGGCACUGCAGCUGAGGGCGCUCGAGACUGAGGACACACUCAGCGCUCAGGCCUCCAAACUGGAGGAGAUGGCUCAGAAGGAGGCUGCCAUUGCAGAGCUAGAAAGGCAGCUCAAGGAGGCACAGGAGGAGAAAAUCUCACUUGAGAUGCGGGCCGCAGAGUUGGAAGAGCAGAAAGAGAUUGAAGAACGCAAGAUGCAGUCGCUUCAGCAAGAGCUGGAGGUACUGAAGACGGGCGCUGCACCCCUCCUGGAACAAGAGCUGAAAACCGCGCUGGAAGAAGAGGUCCGCAGGUUGGUCUCGCAGCACGAGGAAGACGUCGGACAUGCAGCUCGGCUUGGGGAGGCCCUCGCCCAAGCCGAGGCUGAAGCCAAGUCAGCAACGGCACGAGCAGACGAACUCGCAGAAACGCUGCAGCGCACGCUUAGCGAGCUGGAAGUCGAGAGAACGGAGGCCACGAAGUUGAAGGGGACGCACGCUGCCGAAGUCAGGACUAAAUCGGAAGAAGUCGAAAGGCUCAAUGACGCCCUGCACAACAUGUCAGAGAGUCUCAACGAGAGCUUGAGGGCAGCAGAAAAACAUUCUCGAGAAGCGCACGACCAGAUUGAAGCCAACAUGGCCAAGAUCGAAGAGUUAGACACGACCCAUCGAGACUCUCUCAUCGAGCUGAAGAGAAAAUCGGAGCAACUUGAGAAGCUUAAGCUUGUGCUUGACGAUGCACAGCAAGCCCUGGAGAGCAAGACGAGGGAUGCAGACAUGCUUUCUGACACCUUGACUGCCUUGAAAGCUAGCCUCGCGGAGGCAGAAAAUAAACAUGCCACUCUGGAGGCGACACUGUCAGCGAGGGAGCGGGAAAUCCAAAGCACACUGGAAUCGCUAGGCGUAUCUACUCUCGGCGAAGUCAACGUAGCCUGGGAGGAGCUUAGGCGAGCGAGCAGCCUAGAGGUAAAAAAGUAUUGUGAGAAAGUGGCCGAACUCGACACUCGAAAUAAAGAACUCACCGGAAAAGUAGAGAGUUUGGAUAACGCUUUAGAAGAAGCUGAAUCCGCUAAGAGUCGUCUGGCAAAGGUCGAUGCCUGUCUUGAGUCGCUUGCGGUCUCUUCUCUUGAAGAAUUGACACACAAGUGGAACACACUUAACGAGGAUCUGGCUACAAUCACCAGAACUCAGAAGCUUAACAAUGAAGACAUUGCUUCCCAGAUUAAACUUCUCACGGUUGAGAGAAGUGGUCUGAGAAUGGAGAUUGCAGCGAAAGAAUCUAAGAUUGCUGAAUUGGCAUCUGAGGUCAUAAGCAUGAAGACGCAGCUUGAGGAACGAGAGCUUGCAUUGACACAAGAAAAGGCAGCACUCACAGAAGCACGCGACGACGUGGGUCGGCUCAAGAAAGCUCUCUCGAAUUCCAAGAAGAAGACAGAAGUGAAGUUCAAGACGUUACUCGAACAAAGCAGUGAUCUCGAAAAAGAGGUGUCUGUUUUGCAGUCACAGCUGGAAGAGAAGUGUCAACUGCUAGAGAGUGUUCAGCAUGCUCUCGAUUCAAAGUGCACUCAAAUGGAAGAAACCACGCGAGACUUUGCAUCAAGGAAAGCAGCCGCUGAGGCUCAGAUUGCUGAGCUGACACAGCAGCUACAGGACAAAGAACAGGAUGUCUCGACGUUGCGGGAGCAGUUGAGCAUGGCUGUUCAGAAAGCGGAUUCAGAGAUUACUUCUCUUCAACAGAGCUUGGGGGCAAGUGCACAGACAUCUUCGAGGUUGCAGGCAGAGUUGAUGGACCUUAGAAGCAGCUUGGAAACAAUGACGGCUGAGAAAGAUUCUGUCGACAAGCAACUGAAGGAAGUCGAGAAUGGACUGCAAAAGGCUCAAGAUGAGCGCAAACAGCUAGAACUCUCGCUGAGUACAGUCGUCGCAGACCUUGAGAAUUCUCAGGCUGCAGUGGUCAAACUGGAAGAUGCAUGCACUUUCCUAAAAGAACAGCUCGGUGUUGCAGAAGCCGAAAAGGCCGAACUGUCAGAGCGGCUGACCAACUCGCUUCGAUGCACAGAGGAUGUCAAGCAAGAGAAGGAGGUGCUGGAAGCAAGGAGCGGCAUGCUGUCAAAGACCAUUAAGGAACUUGAGUGCAAGUUGUGCGAAGCACAGCAAACGGGCCAGCAAAGAGAGAAAGAAAUGGUUGACGAGCUCAGCAGACUACGAGCCGAGAAAGUGGACGCUUGCAAAGAGCUAGAGAGGGCGAACCAGGAGAAACAAGAGCUAUCCCUCAAACUCUCUGAAAUGGAAGACAAACUGGACGGGCUGUUGAAACAGAAUGAGGACUGGAAACAGAAAGAAGAAUUUGUUCUCGGGCAGCUUGAGGAACUGCAGAAACAGUAUGACAACAGCAACGCCGAAUCCAAAAGACAGCUAGAAGAGAUGGCCGAAACAUGCUGCAAUGUAACAGAGGAACACAGCUUGUGUAAGGCCCUGCUUGAUAGGACCACAGAAGAGUUGAAGGAGACGCGCAUUAUCCUUGCUGAGAACCAGAAGGAGAGCGAAGCCACGGCGCAGGCUUGCACGAGCUUCAAAGAGCUCAGUGAGCAGCUGGCAAAAGAGGUCAGCAGUCUGCAUUUGGAGCAGACAAAGAAGCAAGAAGAGCUGAAAAGAGUGAAUUCAGAAAAAGACAGUCUUUCUGAGGCAGUGGCAAAUCUCAAGGAGUUAGUUGCAACGAAGGCAAGCCAGCUAGAUUCCCUUCAAGUUGUUUUGGGGUCAAAAGACGCGGAGCUACAAUCGCUGAGAGACAGCGCAGAAUUGCAGCAGUCAGACAUCGCCAUCAAGUUGUCGGAAAUGUCGAAGGAGCUUGAGUUGAGAACGGGAGAGCUGUCGCUUAUGAAGGUUGCACUUGAAGAGCGCGAUGCACUUGUGGUUAGCUUGAAGGAGGACGUUGCUGCUCGGUCGACAAAACUGCAAGAGUCCAAAGAAAUCAACAGAAACCUGAAUGCACGAGUUGAGAGCCUUGCGGAGAGAUUGACUGAAGCAUCAAAAGCAAUCAAAGUUAAAGAGGCGAAUCUUCAGAAGGCGACAGAAGAUCUGAAAACCUUAAUGGAGAGCAACGAAGAGCUUUCAAGGGAUCUUCAGGUUCUACAAGAGUCAUGCAAAGAGCUGAACGACGUGAAGCAAGAUCUCGAACUGAAGGUGAAUAUUGCCGAUUCCAAGGUUGCCGAAUUGGAGACAACUCUAACCGAACAAGAUCACAUGGUAAACAAACUGAGAUCUGAAUUGGAAGCCACUAAAGCAGAGUUGGUUGCCACUUCCAGUAAACUCGAAGAUGCCGCCGGGAAAGCUGAAGAACACGAACAGAAACUGAAGACAGCGAUAGAGUCAGGGAGCGCUCUGGUAGAAGAGGCUACAAGAUUGCAACAGGAGAAAGAAUCCAUGGCUAGCACACUUGAAAAGCUGAGAAGUCAAUCGGGUACGGCUCAAGAAGAGUUGGACAGAUUGGCCGAGGUGAUUGGCUUACUUAGGGCUGAGCUAGAAGAUAUGAAGAGUCGCUACCAGGACUUGAGAGUGAAGAACGACACUGAAGCAGCCAACCAUGCAGAAGAAAUUUCAGAGAAGAAUAGUCAUCUUCUUGCCCUUGAGGAUGAGGUGAAGAAAUUAAGACACGAGAAUGUGAAAACAAAGGAGCAUCUUGGGCUGGUGUCUGCUGAAAUCGAGAGCCUGGUUGGCGCUCAUGACCAGCAGCUGAAAGAACUGCUGGAUGUCGAGGCCAGCCUCAGGGCCGAGGUGGCAAGCCUCACCGCUGAACUCGGUAAAAAGAAAGCUCUUGUCAAAGAUCUUCAGGAACAGCUUGAAGCAUCCCAUCAGGAAAAUGUAAGGAUGAAAGAACAGUUGGCCAUGUUCUCAACAGAAUCAGAGAACAUGGUUGGCACACGUGACCAGCAGCUGAAGGAACUGCGUGAUGUCGAGGCCAGCCUCAAGGCCGAGGUGGCAAGCUUCACCACUCAGCUCAGUGAAAAGCAAACACUCAUCAAAGAUCUUCAGGGACAGCUGGAAGCAUCCCAUCAGGAAAAUGUAAAGGUGAAAGAACAGCUGGCCAUGUUCUCAGCAGAGAUAGAGAACAUGGUUCAGAACCACGACCAGCAAUUGAGGGAGUUCUCAGAUGCAAACAUGAAGCUAGAGUCAGAGGUCGCCAACUAUAUGACAAAAAUGGCUGACAACGAACAUUCCAUCCAAGACCUGGAGACAAAGCUUGAGUGCCUUCAUCAGGAGAAUGCUUCCAUCAAGAACCAGCUUGUACUGGCCUCGGCUCAUGCCGAGGAGUCUGCCCAAGGACAUGACAAGCAGGUGAAAGAACUCAAAGAGCAGCUGCAAAAGCUGAACGGAGAAGUUGAUCGGCUCCAGAGAUUUGAAGACCUUUACCAGGAGGCAGAGGUUCAGUUGGCAGAGGCUCGAGGAUACCGCAAGGCUGCUGAGGCCAGACUUGAUGCCCUGAAGCAUGCAGCAGACAAUGAGAAGAGGCAUGAAACAGCUGCAGUAAUGGAAGAAGUUCUGGUUCAAAGUGCGGCAAAACUUCAGGGUGCUUCCAAGGACAGCCAGAAGAAAGGUGAAGGUGACGUGCAGAUGUCGCAGAGCGAAGAGCUCUCUAAGGAACUUGAGUUAAAGAAAGCAGAAGUGGAAAAACUGAAGUCUGUACUGUCGAGCCAAGAAGAGGACACUAAAAAGCUUCUGAAAGAGCUCGAGACUGUGAAGAGGUCGUUGGAAACAGCAGAGAUGCAGCUGAAAUCAAGCCCUCAAGAAACACAGAAACUCCAAGGCUCGACAAAAAGUCCUCAGUCGGAAGGAACCCUUGAGACAGGAGAUGAACUUAAAAAACUGAAAGUGGCAUUCAAGAAGUCGAGAGGUGAGCUGAGGCUGAAAUUAAGGAUCUUGGAAGACAAAACUAAAGAACUAGAUGCAGUGAAAGCGCACAACAACUCGCUGCAGACGGACUUACAGCAGAUGGUCGAGGCACUUUCGAGUGAGAAACUGGCGGCCAAGGAAUUGCUCCAUAAAAUGCAAGACCGUGACGAUCAGCUGGCGCUAGCAUCUGAAGAGAUCGCAAAACUGCGGGAGGAAUGCGCUGCGGCAAAGACAGACUUGGCAGUUUCAUUGGAGAGGAUUUCCGAGGAGAGAGCACUCCAGGAGGAUCUGCUGGAGAGGCUCAAAUCUGCUGAGAUUGCUCUCAGUUUUUCACAGACCCAGGUGGAAGAGCUACAAAGUAAAAAAGCAGUGGCAUCUGUAGAAGACAUCGAACUACUCAAAUCCAAGCUUGCGCAAGCUGAGACAGAGCUGGAGAGGCUGUCAGAGGAAAACAAGAGCCUACUGGCAUCUCGCUCCGAAGAGGGACAAGGCCUGCUUUCAGAAUUGGCAUUGGCAAAGGCAGAAAUGCAGCGAAUGUCUUUGGAGCACGAGAGAAAUAUCGAAGCGAGCUUUGGCCGUGAGCAGGCCCUUCAGAGCGAGUGUGAGGCAGCUUCGGCUCUCCUGGGGGAGAUGCAAGCACAGCAAGCUGAAUUUUCUCAAGCCAAGUCUCAGGAGUUCGAAGCAUUGCAAACCCAGCUGGUGUCGCUAAGUGGGGACUUGGCAAAGCAGCUGGAGCUUGUAGAUGCCAAGGUGGAGGAAGCAGACACUUUGAAGGAGAAGUUUGAAGCAUGUCAGCUUGAGCUCGAAAGGUUUUCUGCCGAGUACUGCAUCUUGCAGGAUGUACUUCUUCAAGAAUGUGGCGAGGACUUGCCGGUAGUUGAGAAUGAUUCUGAAAGACGAGAGUUCAGUGCCUUUGAGUACCUCAAGAAGCUACUGGAAAACGCAAAACGCAAGAGAGAGGCCCUGGAAAACCAGCUUGCUGAAAAAGAAGAGCAGUUCAAUCUGCUUCAGCAAAACUAUCAGUCCUUAGAGGACCGGUACCAGCGGCCAUUACAAGAUCUUGGGGCGUUUGUCCGGAGCAUCAUUGAGCACACCAACCAGUCAUCAGAAGCUGCAGUGUCUCUUAAAUCAAGUCAGCUGGAAGACUUGAACUGGCUCCUGGCAGUGCUACAGGAACAGGUCACAUCCUUGAAAGUUAGGAACGAGCUUCUCACUCAAGAAAGUCAGCAGUGGAAGUCAUCUUGUGAAGAUGCGAGUGAAAAAAUUAAAUGUUUGUCUGAUGAAAGUCGCCACUGGCAGCAGAGAUUUGAAGAGUUGGCGGAGACUUUGAAAGAGAAAGAAAAUGUUUUCAAGUGUCACAUUUCGUCGCAGACAGAAUCAGACGAAGGCUUCAUUACCGAGAAGGAACAAGUAGAAGUGCAUGCAGAGAAAAAAGAAUUGCUUAAUCAAGUCUCUCAGUUAAAAGAAGAAAUGGCAAUGCUGAAAACAGAGUCUUUUGGUUCAAAUGACAGCACAAAGGACUUACAAAAAGAACUUUCUGCUACUAAGCUCAAGUUUGAGAAAAUGAUGAUGAAGCUAAAGCUCUUCAGGGAGAAGAACAGUAGACUUGAGGAGCAGCUGAGCUCUCUUCAGAAAGUUAACGGAGACCUUGAACAAAUUCAUCAACAAAAGAAGACUGAGGUAUCUCAUCUUGAAGAAAAGUGUCGUGCCCUCCAGGAAGAAGUUGAAACUUUGUCACGAAAUGACCAUACCGAAACUGUCGUUCAGCAUCUGCAGCAGACCUUCGAAAGAGCGGAGAAGGCAGAAGCAGAGUGCUCAAGAUUGGACGAGAGAGUCAGCAGUCUGCUUGAACACAACGGAAAGCUAGAAAUCGAAGCCAACUUUUUGCGUUCAGAGCUUUCCAGCCUGAAGGAGCAAGCUGAGAUGCUUGUCAGCGACAACGAAAACUUUCAGCAGCUGGCAGAGAACCUGAAGAAGGCACGGCAUUGCCUUGAGGAGGAGCUGAAGACUCAGCACGAACAGCACGUCAAGGCCACCAAGGAGUUGGAGAACGAGCACCGCAGGGUACUGGAUGAAGCAGCCAAGUGUGAGGCAGCACUCUCAGCGCUGAAGACAGACUACUCCCAGCUGCAGGAGAAGUAUAACCAGAUUGUAUACAGGCACAGGGACCUGCAGGAAGAGUUCCAUGUGGCAGCACAAGAGAAGCGCCAUCUGGAGGAAAGGUGCGCACAGCUCACGGAAGAGUGGGCGACUGCCAGACAAGCUCUCGCAGUCUUCGAGGAGCAGCAGGGUGCAGUGGGACAAAAAACUUUGCAGGAGCUGCAAGAGCUGCGGCAAGCAAACCAGCAGUUGCAGGAGCGCUUUCACCUCUUCAAGGACAAGCAUCUCAAGGCUGAAGAACGUCUGGUGCAGGCGCCAAACCAAGAAGUGGGAACCUCGAUGGAACGUGUCACUGAGGGCACUGGGGGUACAGCGAGAAUUUCGGAGGCACCAGCGAACCGGGUUGAGAUAGAGGAACUCUCCCGGCGGUAUGAGUCCCUGGUGGAGCAUUCUCGAGCCAAGGAGAGCAAGUGGAACCAGGAGAAAAAGCAGCUGAAGCACAUCGAGGAGCACCUUAAGGAAGCUGCCGAGACCCUGUCAGCCGAGCUGCAGGUUUUGAAGACCAAGCACGAGGAAGCACUUGAAGCCAAGCUGGAGCUGAGGGGUCAGCUUGAGCAGAUGACCAAGGACAAUCGGGCCCUCAGCCAGCAAGUGCAGAACUGGAGGAGCUACAUCAAGGGCUUCGAGGAGAACAAGGAAGCAGGCAAGGGCCUGGAGGCCCCGGAGGUCGACAGGCUGCGUCUGGAACUGGACCAGACCAUGAGGAACCUUCACCAGCUGGGGCUUAGGAAUGAAGAGAUGUCUGUUGACCUCAGCAAGGUAUUGGAGGAGAGGAACGGCCUUCGGCACCAGCUGUCCCAUGCCCAGGAAGCCCUGCGGCAGAGGGAGGACCAGCUGGUGAGGCUCCAGUCACGGCUGCCAGUCAGCAGGGACAGCCACUUCGUCGUCUUGGAGGAUGACAGCCAACAGGCAGACCUUCACCAGAGGUUGACAGAAAGCGAACGGCUCCGUGUGGAGCUCCAGGAAACUGUGGAGGAGCUCCGGAGCAGUUUGAGGCGGGAGCGGCAGCGACGGACUCUCAUCGAGGACGAAUGGGAUCUCCUCGAAGAAGGCAGGAGGAUCGAGGCAUUGCCGUCCGACACGCGAACGCUCCUGCUCCAUGAAGACAUCAUCAAAAUACCACCCACGGAAUACUCCAUCACUCGACAGUUUAGGUCCCAUGCCCACAAGCUCCGCCAGUGGCUGCUGGGAAGGCAGGAGACCUCGGGCCUGAGUGUUCUACACAUCUAAGCCUUUUUGAAAACAAGGGAGAGGCGGCGUUGCCUGGGGCGGCGUUGGCGGUGCAGUCAGCUGGCCCUGGGUCUCUACCUUCUGCUGGUGCAUCUGUGCCUGCUCUCCUUUCUGCUGUGAGCAGCGCGGCUUGCAGACGAUCGUGCCCAGGCGGGCAUUCGGACGCCCCUCGUCCUACGGUCGGGCGCAUCGCUUUCGAGCAUAGUGUGCAAGAAGGCGUUGGGCGUCAAUGGCCGGGUGACCCGCAGAGCGAAAUCCCCGCGAGUGCAAGCCAACCAUCGCUGUGGACAGUGCCUCGCGCAGCUUGUCCGCAAUACCUCCAGACGCGGACCACCGCUGGCAAGUCUCAUCCGGGCGUGCACUGACCUCUCAAAUCAACGACAGCCAACGUUGACGAUUGAAGCCAUCGGGAUUGAAGCUCUCUCUGUCACCAUCACGGCAAAUGAAUUGAUUUACGAGACGUCGAAAAGCCCGAGGUGGAUGCAAGCAAACUUUCCAGUUUGGCGUCGUAAGUUGGAUGACGUUGCAGGUAUCUUUCUCAUUCCGUGGUGAGGAAGGCUUGCUUUGUGCCUUGUUUUAUAAUGCAAGGUGCUGUUGAGGAUUGCCCGGCGGAGUAGAGGGACCAGUUGGGAAGUUGGUGGGGGAAGAGGAACUGGUGCGGGGAGCUAGUUUUAAAAAUGAUGCGAUAAAGGUGUACAGUGAAGUAACGAAAAUAAAAUUAAUUUAGUUUCGCAAA